AUUAGUUAUUUUGUUGAACCAGAUUUUUUUAUUUUUUUUUUUCACUCGAGUCGAAAUUUAACGAGUGCAUUUUUAUUUGAUAUACAUUUUAAAAUAUGACUUAUUUUAACGUGGCCGUUAUUUGUUUUUAUUUACUAGUCGGUUUCGGUAGUAAUAACCGCCAGACGUGGUGCUAUAAACUGAUGAAAAACGAUGAAAAAUGUCCGGAAGUCAGGGCCAGAAGUAAUUGCGAUUUAGAUGCAGUAAGAAAGCGAUUUUGUUCAUUAUACCUAUACAUAAUAAUAUACGCCUAAUGUACAAACAAUGAAAUUAAUAGGCAUCAUUAAUACACCUAAACGCUUCCUAAGACCUUUUACAUUUUAUAGAUGAAUACGAUUGGACAGAGAUAAUUCGAUACUUAAUAAUAUGCAAUCAAGUGGAUAUUAAUUACAUUGUUAUUGUUUAUAUAGAAUACGAUAAUACUAAACGGAUAGAUUAAGAAUGAUUUUUUAUUUUAAAAAUAACAUAUGUGUCGUGUUUUUGUAAAUUUCAAUAAUAUACUUCUAUAAGAUCAAUCCGUGUUGUGUAGAUACUCUAGUUAAAAUAUUAUUUUGAAGAACUAAUGGUUUUUUUAAAUUUUUUUAUUUAUGUAUAUAUAUAUUUUAUUGAAUCAUAUUAUUAUAUUACAUGUUUUAAUAUACUGGGGUGGCCCAGAAAAACCGGACAUUCUUCAAACAAACAGCUAGCUAUAGUCUAUGUAUACCUACAUAUUCAUCCGUCUAUUAUGUACAACAUAAACGUACUUAAAUACUGCGAAUAGUUUCUAUUAUUUAUUUAAAAUCCUAAAACUGAUCCAAAGUCAUAGAUCAACAAAUAUUAAUGUUUCGAAGAUAUUAUCCACUAUGUGAGCAGAAAUAUUAUAUGAAAAAUUUAUUCGAAGUUUAGCGAGUACUAAUAUUGAUAAUACACAGUUACCUACUCAUUAUGUUAUAUUUCAAUAUUUAAAAAUAAAAAUAGUUAGACAACUUAUUAAUGGAAAUCGAUAGGCUACACGAUAUUAUAAUAGUGUGUAAUUCAUAUAACAUAUAAGAUUUUAAAUUUUGAUUAGAACCAGAACAUUUUUUUUUUUACACAUAUUUAUUUUUUAUUCGUUUUAAAAUAUUUUGAACUUUGAACAUAUUAUUUUAUAUCAGUGGCGUAUUUAGGGGGGGGGGGUGUAGGACACAAGGAUCCCGUUGUCUCCUUAUUUGCCGUAUCUAUGUACAUGUUUUAUAACUAUUACAGUUACUACGUAAAUGAGUAUAACCUUACGUAAUAUACACCUUAUUGUAUAAUUUGUAUUUAAUCGUCAUGAUAACUGAUAAAGUGUCAAGAUGUACACGGGACAUUAUGAUAAACAUUUUUUGGAACAAAAGAUUGUUGCUAUAAAUGCCUUAUGGAACAAAUUGUAACGUUUUGCUGUCAUCGUUGCGAUGAUAAUUGUAAUAUUAUUUGAGAUUAGAGAAUAUAAUAUUUUAUUGUAACGAGUAGUCCUCGACGCUGGCGUACGUCAAUAUUCUGUUUUUAAUUUUUAAGCGUAUUACACUAAUAGGUACAGAGUAACGAAUUUUUAAUAAAUUGAACAUAAAUAAAUAUAAAUACCUAUUGUUAAAGAAAGUGUACAUUUUUAAACUGUCGAUUAUAUAUUUGUUUUUUUCACAUUUAUUCGAAUGAUUGAAUAUUUGUGUUUUUUUGUGCCCACCCCCCCGAAUAUUAUAAUUUCUUAUAAUUUAUAUAUUAUAGAGAUAUAGCAACAUAUUUCUGCUUUCUACUUAAAGUAAUUAAUAUUAUGCGAAGCCACGAACAAAGUACUAUAUCAUAUCGUGAAAAACGAUUAUUAUUUAGAAAAUAGCAUAAAAAAAAUAUUGUUAGAAGGUAGGUACAAUAAAUAAAAAUAGCUAUAAACCAGCAAGAAACAAUGUUACUAAAAAUAAACACAUACAUAUUUCUUCAUUAACUGUGACUACUUUUAGUAUUAAAAAAUAACAAAACCUAAAUAAAUCAUAUCUAUAUAGGACUUUUUCUUAAUAACGUAACAUAAUGUUUUACGAGUAUAUUAUGCUUGACCGCGAGAGAAGUCGGUAAAUUAGUCGGGUCUAUAGAAAUACAGCUCGCGAAGAAUUUUUGUGUGGAUAUCCUAAUAAAACAAUUUAAAAAAAAGAUAAAAAUAAAAAAUAGUUAUUUCAUCUCUUUUAUUUAAUGUGCCUCGAAACAUUCAGACUCGCUCUCACUGCAAUCGUUUCAUACAAUUUACAUUUAUUUUUAAUGUCACCUUAUUAUCGCACAACACUCUUAUUGUCGCUUCGCUCCGUAUAUGAUACCAUCAAACCAUACUAACUUUACUAAUAUUACAUACAUAUCCUUCAUAAUUAUUCCUCUAUACCUACUUAAACUCGAAGUAUCAGACUUAGGUAAUUUGGCAUCCGAACCUACCCCAAUUCCUUAACCUGAAAGUUUUCUUUCACGAGAUCUACCCCAGGUUAUUCGAUAAGGUGCGUUAUGAUUGUGUACGAUACAAUUGCGUACGGACAUUUUUCUCUAUUAUGAUUGCGAACGUUCUACCAAUCCAGAUUUAAUGUAACGUUGCCGUUGCAUGUUCACAAGCGUGAAAUUUGUGAAAAAUUUGUAAAUUAACUUAUUUUAGGAAAAACCUUUGAUUAACUAACCUUUAAGGUACCUAUAGUUUGAUAAACGUAAAUGUGACAUUAUUUCCAUGACUACUUCCAACACUUAAGUUAUCUAAAAAAAUAACCGCAUAUAAUAUACCUAUACUACCUAUUCGCUUAUUUAAAAUUAUGGUGAUGUAUUACAUUUUUUUCUGCAGGGACUGGUUAUCGAUACCAAAGUUUUACAUUAUAAUUUAUUAAUUUAUUAAUUUAUAAUAUUUUUUAAUUGACUACUAUUGAUUUUAUUUCAAUAGUACCUGAUAAAAUAUAACUUAAAAUAAUUUUUUAACUAUUCACGCAUAAUUUUUACUUAACAGUUAGUUUGCUAUAUUCAUUAUAGCCACUAGGUAUUCGUAUGUUAUACGUUUACAUAAAAAUUGUACACAUAUAGUAAAUAAACUGAAUAGUGUAUGUUGACAACGUUGCACUCAUUUUUGUACACAAUCGUAAUAUUUUUAAGAGUCAGGUACAGAAAUUGUACGUACUCGUACACAUGUAUGUAAUCGGGCCACCAAAAGGGACAAACGUACGCAAUCAUAUAUCACCGAUUCGAUAGGUAAUCAGUGUUUCUACUAUGGAUAGUUGUCAAUUACAAAUUAUCCCUAUAUAUAUAUGAUGAUAUAUAUAAAAAUAAUACUCAUGGAAAACGUGUGCUACAGAUUAAAGGGGCGUGGAACGUGAUCGAGUAUUACGCGAGCUCUGAGGAGGUGGAGAUCUAUAGAUGUAUGAGAUCGACAUUCAACCUGUCGCCGGACGUGCCGGAGAUUUCCAUGAAUUUUACGUAUAGCUACGCAGACGACCCAGACAACGAGUUGUUAAUCGGGAACAUCACAUGGAACAUCCCGAACAUCGAAUUUCCCGGUCACUGGGUCCACAUGGAAACUCCGUGUAAGUCUAACGUAAUAAAUAUACAAUGCGAAACAAAAAUUACUCUUCCACACAAAGGGGUACGAUUAAGUAAUUUUUUUUUUAGAGGAGGGGGGCAUCUAAAGUCCUUCAUUUGUUUGCUCGUUCGACACUCGAUAUAGUCUAUUAACUAUACGACUGACUGUGAUCGUAUUAUUUUGGAUAAAGAAGUCCAUUAUUUAGUCAAGUCUGCAAAUAAAACUGUAAAAAUAACGAGACGCGAAAAACACAUUUUGAAUUUUCAUUUUAUUUUUCGUUCGAUUUAUUUUGGGCAGAUGAAGGCGUUUACAACACGUACGUGAUGGACUGCAAGGACACGUGGGCGGUGCUGUUGCACUGCGCGGAAAAACCGUCCAGCCCCCGUUACCUGUCCAGUAUCCUGUUGUCCAGGAACAGGACAGUGCCGGUCAACGUGCGCAGUUACGUGCACGACAAAUUGCCCAAGUACGGCGUACAGCUCGAAUACACGUUCCCCAUGGUCCAGGACGAUUGUAGUCCCGCCAUUGAGCCCCUGUACUAUGGUGGUACGAAAAUUGCUUCGACCAAUCAGAAGAAGACCGCCAACAACAAGCAUCCCAUGUUGCACAAUGACCACAAACAGACCGAAAUCGAUGAAAAUAAUUCCGAUUAACGUUUUCUUUCGAGUUAUCGCCAUAAAUGAAAAUAUAUUAUCAAAUAAAAUAUAAGUCUUUAAUUGACGUCGUUUUGGAUUAUAAACAUGUACAAAUAUUUCGACCAUAAAAAAUUAUACUUUACUGAAAUUAAAUAAAUCGUAUAAUCUUAUUAUUAUUUUGAUAUUAAAAUUUAUUAUUUUUAAAUUCUGAACGGAGCGAGGACUGUAUUGGUUUUACAACGAUGUUUAUUAUUAAUUUUUUUUAUCUGUAGACAACUUUCCUACCAGCAAUUUUGCUCCGAUUUAUAAUGAUAUCAAUUGUUAUAUACAAAAGGAAAUCCAACUGGGGAGGUACUUUAAA
Messenger RNA from Cinara cedri, 4564 nucleotides. NCBI's taxonomy places the organism in Eukaryota, Metazoa, Arthropoda, Insecta, Hemiptera, Aphididae. The record is from the annotation of a GenBank genome assembly.